GUGCUUACCAUCCAACCAGCUUACGGUGACUAAUUGUUUCAAUAAACAAACACAAUCCAGGAGCUGGGAGUGGGAACCAGAAGAUAUAUGGGAAUUGAUGUUCAAUGGCUAGAAAGAGAGCUGACAAGGGGCUGAAAUGAAUAUGACUACUAUCCUACAAGAGAUUUUGAUUAAAAGAUCACAGCAGAAGAAGAGGACUUCCCCCUUAAACUACAAAGAGAGGCUUUUUGUACUUACGAAGUCUAUGCUAACAUAUUAUGAAGGUCGAGCAGAGAAAAAGUACAGAAAAGGAUCUGUGGAUAUUUCAAGGAUUAAAUGUGUAGAAGUUGUAAAAAGUGAUGGUAUUAUUCCCUGUCAAAAUAAAUAUCCAUUUCAGGUUGUAUAUGACGCUAAUACACUUUAUAUUUUUGCACCGAGUGCACAAAGCCGGGAUCAGUGGGUGAAGAACCUGAAAGAAGAAAUAAAGAACAACAGCAAUAUAAUGGUAAAAUAUCAUCCUAAAUUCUGGACAGAGGGAAUUUAUCAGUGCUGCAGACAGACAGAAAAAUUAGCUCCUGGCUGUGAAAAAUACAAUCUUUUUGAAAACAAUGUAAUGAGAUUGUCCUCUCCAAUGCCAGAAAAAAGUGUGCGAAGGCCUCCACCACCUGUUCCUCCAGUUGAAGAAAAUGGCAAUGAAGAGGAGGAGAUAGUGGUAGCAAUGUAUGACUUUGAGCCUACAGAACAUCAUGAUUUAAGAUUAGAGAAAGGUGAAGAAUAUACAGUGAUUGAGAAGAACGACAUUCAUUGGUGGAGGGCGAGAGACAAAUAUGGAAAACAAGGAUAUAUUCCAAGCAACUAUGUAACAGAAAAGAAGUCCAACAACCUUGAUCAAUAUGAGUGGUACAGCCGAAACCUGAACAGAAGCAAGGCAGAACAGCUCCUCAGAAAUGAGGAUAAAGAAGGUGGUUUUGUGGUGAGAGACUCCAGUCAGCCUGGCCUGUAUACAGUUUCCCUUUAUACAAAAUUUGGAGGGGAAGGCUCAUCAGGAGUAAGACACUAUCAUAUAAAAGAAACAGUAACAUCACCAAAGCAGUACUACCUGGCAGAAAAACAUCUCUUUAACUCCAUUCCAGACAUAAUUGAGUAUCAUCAACAUAAUGCAGCAGGUCUUGUUACCAGGCUGCGUUACCCAGUGACCCCAAAGAAGACGACAGCACCAACAACGGCAGGAUUCAGCUAUGAAAAAUGGGAAAUUAAUCCCUCGGAACUGACUUUCAUGAGAGAACUGGGGAGUGGUCUGUUCGGAGUAGUGCGCCUUGGGAAAUGGAGAGCACAGUAUAAAGUGGCCAUCAAGGCAAUACGGGAAGGGGCAAUGUACGAAGAGGAUUUCAUUGAAGAAGCUAAAGUAAUGAUGAAGUUAACACAUCCUAAAUUAGUUCAGCUGUAUGGUGUGUGCACACAACAGAGACCCAUUUACAUCGUGACUGAGUUCAUGGAGCAUGGCUGCCUUCUCAAUUACCUGAGACAAAAACGGGGAGUUUUGAGUAAAGACAUCCUGCUCACUAUGUGCCAAGAUGUAUGUGAGGGAAUGGAGUACUUGGAGAGAAACAGCUUUAUCCACAGAGACCUGGCUGCCAGGAACUGCUUAGUGAGUGACUCAGGAGUGGUCAAAGUGUCAGAUUUUGGAAUGACAAGGUAUGUCCUUGAUGACCAAUACACAAGCUCUUCAGGGGCUAAAUUUCCUGUGAAAUGGUGCCCCCCAGAAGUUUUUAAUUACAGCCGAUUCAGCAGCAAAUCAGAUGUCUGGUCAUUUGGUGUUUUAAUGUGGGAAGUAUUUACAGAAGGAAAAAUGCCCUUUGAAAAAAGCUCCAACUAUGAAGUGGUAACAAUGGUUAGCCAAGGACAUCGUUUGUAUCGGCCCAAACUAGCCUGCAAGCCGGUGUAUGAAAUGAUGAUGAUGUGCUGGCAGGAGAAACCAGAGGGACGCCCGACUUUUGAAGAGUUGCUUCGUGCGAUCAUUGAGAUUGCAGAGGGGGAAGAUGCUUUCUGAAGAAAGACAACAGCAGCAUAAGCACAGAAAAAAAGCCACUUUCCAGAGAUGGGGCUACAUAAUUUCUUUUAAAGAGCUUGAUCCUGUAAGCUGCUGGGUGUCGCUAAACAAUGUGGGGAACCUGUAACAUCUAAUCCACUCAAGCACAAAGGAGAGUUUUACAUGAUGUUGGGAAAUGAGCACAGUGUCUUCAGCAAUAUUAACAAUCUCUAUAUUUUCUCUGAAAAGUCAGCAUUGCUUAGCUGGCAAGUUGAACUCCUUAUGGAGGGAGACAAUGUGACCAAAGGUCAGGAGCCUCACUUGCAUUUAGUGGGUUGGUUUCAUGUACAUACAGUCCACGUUUCUGAGUUUCUCUUUACACAGACAGUAGUAUUAGUAGUGAUUUGCAUGCUUAAAAAUGGAAGGUAUCCAUAAAUUACUAUUUACUGACAUUGAAAAAUUUCCAGAGAUUCUCCAGAAACAUUAUUUUUCUCAGUUGAUGGGUGUUUUAUAGCACGUCAAGAAGAUAAAACAUGUCUCUUUCAUUUGCACAUAGUAGGUUGUUGCCAGCACAGUCUUCAGUUUAGUGUAACACUCUAAAAACCUUGCUUCAGAACUGAGCCGUGAUAUUCCAAAGUCAUUCUAAGCUGUUUGGUGAACCAGAGACCUCCCAUGGUUAGUCUUGAUGUUACUAAUGAAAACUAAGUCCAAGACUCAGCACAACUGUCUGUCAGUGUAUCAUAGUACCAAGUUUUGAAUUAAUUAUAAAAUAAUUUAUAUGCUGUAUGUAAUGUAAAUAUAUAAAUUCAAUGCAUUUAUUUAUAUAAAGUGGGGGGGUUUGUCUUGAAAUUUGACCUACCCUCACUUGAAUACACAACUCUAUAUGUGGGAUUGUAAAUGAAACAAAGUAAAUUUUCAAGUGUGUUUAAGGAGAACUCUUCUGUCAUCUGUACAUAGAGUGACCUAACCCUUCUGUUCAUAACAAAAAAAUGUCAUACUACACAUGUGUAAAUAAACUGAAUGUUAACUAGUGUUUGGGACCAAUUAAUUUAGCAAAUAAUUUACUGUCAGUACAUCAUAAAUCAAACUAAUUGUUCACAUGAUUAUAGUGUUAUGAUAAUCCAUGUAUGUGUAUAUUUCUGUGUGUAUACACACUCUAUACUAAAUACAUAAAUGGUUGAAUGGAUAUAUAUUUAAAUUAAUUUGGCCAUAGUGAAAUGUUAAGUGCAGAAAUGCCUGAACUUUCUUUAGAAGUUACCUGCCAUGUCCCCUCUGCUAGAAGCCAGUGUCUCCACAGCCUUGCUGAAGCCUGUUUCAGUUAAUCUGACUUUGUGCAAGUGGAUAUGAGGAGUAUUUACACUCCAGUUUUGCUGUAGCUACCUCCUGAGUAGCUCUAUUACACUUUCUUUUUCUUUUGCUACUUGUACUCUUGUGCCAUGUAUAAUAGGAAAUAUAUUGCACAAAACCUUUGUAAUUUCUUUUGCAAGUAGUCAGAGAGGAGUACGGUGGACUUUAUUUCCAAUUGAAUUAUUAAAGGUAACUAUAGUUAGCUUAAUGCAUUCUAUCAUUUUUGCAUUUGAGUAUUUCUGUAAUCAGUUUUGGAGAUGCUUAAAUCCCUCCACUGCUUUGCCUAAACCUUUAUGUUCAGAAGGAGGAAGCCUUCUCUCUCUUGGAAGAAGUGCUUUCUUUUUCUGACAGUAUUCCAUUGAAAAGUUACAGACUGUCAGAAAAGGUUUAAAUGCCUAUCUCUUUUUUCUUAAUGACCAAGUCUCAGAAGAUUAUUCCAACUAUGCAAUCCAAUCUGUCAAAUUUUUGAGUCCAAGCCAUUCCCCAAUCAGUAUCAACAGCAUGUAUUGUUAAGAGGGAAAAUCUAGGGGUUUCUACAUGUAGUAGAAAAAAUGAUGUGGAACAUUUAAUGUAAGCCAAGCUCAUCUUUCCUUCCCUAACUACUCCUUUGAACCCCACUUUCACCAUGGAGAUCCUGCAAAGUAUGGUGUUGCCAACACUUUCAACAAUACAUCAUGACGAAUUUUACAGUAGUAAGUAAUGUUCUCUUAAAACACAAACAAAGCAUAGGAAAAUCAGAAGAUAAAUAGUUUCCAAUGAACCUUAAGCCUGUUUCUUUAAAGUAAUUAAAUAUUUAUCAUUACUUUGUAUGAUAAAACACACCCUAACUAUGUGGACUUCUGGCAGGAGUUUUCUCAGUGAGGUGGGUGCUCUGAAUCCAACACUUUCACCUGCCUUUUCACAGUACCUGAGUAUAAUUUCUGCCUACCUGCUUUUGGAUUUGAUACUUAGGAUGUCAGGAACUCUGAGGGACCCAGUGUAUCAAUGAAUGCACUUUUUUAGUUGAAUGUAGCCUUAGGUGGCUAAUUUUAGAAAGGAUCAGAAUGCCUUUGGAGGCAGCUGUCUUGCUGACUCCUGAUGUAUUCAAAGGCAGAUUGAAAUGUUGUACCAUCCUUUCUUCUGGAUGAGCUCACUCACCCUUAAGCAACUUCAGUCCUUCCUCCCCUUCUUAUUGUUACUGAUUUUUUUCAAAUGUUGGUGUCAAAAAUCCAUCUGAACAGAACCAAAUGCUGUUAUUUACAUCUAUUAUGGCUUUUAUCCUUUUUUAAAAAGAAAUACUUGAACCUAUGAUAACAGUUUAAUAACUUUUUUUUUUGCAGUAAAAUGUUUGCUACUAGAAAGCAGACACUUUUUUCUCCUUCUAGGACCCCCUUCUGGGGCUUUUUUUUUUUUAAUAAAAGGUAA
This is a messenger RNA of Manacus vitellinus (golden-collared manakin), 4759 nucleotides long. RefSeq names its product tec protein tyrosine kinase (gene TEC). The transcript is spliced from 18 exons. Gene Ontology annotation, molecular function: non-membrane spanning protein tyrosine kinase activity; ATP binding; protein binding. The record is from RefSeq and is a predicted model, not a curated record. Gene Ontology annotation, biological process: intracellular signal transduction; tissue regeneration; integrin-mediated signaling pathway. NCBI's taxonomy places the organism in Eukaryota, Metazoa, Chordata, Aves, Passeriformes, Pipridae. The coding region runs from base 137 to 2029 and encodes 630 amino acids.